AUGGCGGAUGGCCCCAGGUGUAAGCGCAGAAAGCAGGCCAACCCGAAACGGAGCAGCGUGACAAGCUCUAACGGCGGCUUGGAGGCCAGCAGCUCUGAUUCGGAUGAUGACGACAAGCUACAUAUCGUGGAGGACGAAAGCCCGCCGGAUGCAGAGAGUGUAGUGGCGAGGGGGGGCCUCCGCCGCCGCCGCUGUGCCAAAAACGCCGUUGAAGCAGUAUUAACACACAACGGAGACUGGAAUGGAGUAAAAGAGGAGUUUGCCUCCGGGGAGGAAGAAGAUGCAGGAGAGGAGGAGGGUGGAGUGAAGAUAGAGGAGGAGAUCCUCCAGAAAGAAGACAUGACCGUCAUCUACCCGGAGGCCCCUGACGAUGAGCAUAGUCCUGCGGAGACGGGGGGCGCCGACGAAAACGGCACGCCGGACACCCUACAGCUCCACACAUGUCCAUAUUGCUCGCGGGGCUACAAGCGCAACGCUUCUCUCAAGGAGCACAUCAAGUACCGGCACGAGACCAGCGAGGACAACUACAGAUGCUCGCACUGCAGCUACACCUUCACUUACCGCUCACAGCUCGAAAGGCACAUGAGCCAUCACCGCGGCAACAAGGACCAGCGUCACGUACAGGCGACCGGUGGCGGUGGAAGUGGUGGAGGAGCUCGUAAAUUCAAGUGCACUGAGUGCUUCAAGGCCUUCAAGUACAAACACCACCUGAAGGAACACCUGCGCAUACACAGUGGUGAGAAACCAUAUGAAUGCGCCAAUUGCAAGAAGCGAUUUUCCCACUCGGGCUCGUACAGCUCGCACAUCAGCAGCAAGAAGUGCAUGAGUGCAGUCACCACCCCCAACGGCCUGGCCCGCAAGCCAGUCAAGUCGCCGCCGCCCGUCGCGGAGAUUUCACGAGUCGCCAUCUCUUCGGGACGCACAGUUUUGAAGGAGAAACUAGAGAGUAAACCCCUCCAGGAACAGCUCCCCAUUACACAGAUCAAAUCGGAGCCAAACGGGCAACCCUGCAAGCCGGCUGUGGCGACGGAACCAGCUGCCAAUGGGGCGGCGCCCCAGCCCCCACCUCAAGGCGUCGCUAUGGUUCUCCCUACUGUUGGACUUGCACCACCCAUAAACAUCAACCUGAGUGAGCUGCAGAAUGUCCUGAAGGUUGCUCUGGAUGGGAAUGUCUUGAGGCAGGUUCUGGGGACCACCGAUGGGGCUGCUGUGCAGGGUAAGCCAGGUAUCGUGGUCCAGCAACCUCAGCAGCAGAUCAUCAGCCUGCCUGCCUUUGUGGACCACGAUGGGACCACAAAGAUCAUUAUCAACUACAGCAUUGGACCCGCGCCUGCCACUACAGCCACUUCCACUGCCACCACUACCACCGGUGUACCCAUGCCACUUUUUGUUAAAAACAACCUGGUUCCAGCAGCACCCAUCCCAACCAAAACGGACAAGCCGUCAACUCCCAAGGUGGACCUCAGCCUCGUCAAGGAAGAGCCUGAAGAUUCUGUGCUCAUUACGGACACAAAGACAGACCCAGCGAUGAGCAUCAAGACUGAAGACCGCACUGAGGUGCUCCCACCCAACUCCGGCUCCGGUACUUGCUCACUCUGUGAUGAGUGUCCCGAGAACCUGGAGGCACUGCACUUGCUCCAGCACCACAAAGUGGCCAAUGGGGAGGCUGUAGACUCAGCCGCCUUGGACCCGUCCUUCGCUGCUUUGCUGAGUGACGCUGGGGUGACGUUGCAGCAAGAGCCAGCCGUGGAUGAUCUUCUGACCCUCCUCAAGACCUACUUCGCAUCCAACUCCAACCCUGACCAGGCUGAGUUUGAGAAGAUCUCAGACUCAGUUGGUAUUCCUGUCGCUGUUGUGCAGAAGUGGUUUGCCAAGAUGAACUCUGGGAGACAGAGCUGCCAAGAAACGGCUACUUCCAAACAGACUGAAUCCCUCAACACUGAGGAUGACACCAAGCAAGCGUUAUGUAGUUCCCCAUCUGAUUCCCCAUCAUUAAAUGCCAACGACUUGAUCAUCGUCAAAAGAGAGCCAGAUGACCCUGAGGUUCUGGACUCACAAGCUGAACCCUUGGACCUGUCCCUCCCAAAACAACUCGCCGCUCCCGCCUCCACUGUAACCCCAGAGGACACGCCACCUCCCCCAAAACCACCGCAGCCCAUGAAUCUGACCUAUCUGAGGAAAGAGCAGGUGGACAGUCGCACUGUGUUUGUGGCCGCACCUCAAACGCGCAGAACCACCGUCAGUAUUAUGCCCACCUCACAGUUGCCCACAUUGGUCGCCAUCACGGGUCAGGGCUCGGUGGGCUGCCUCGGCACCCUUGGGGACUCAGCCAAGCGGACCAUCCUCAUCCCACAGCUCACUUACACGUACGCCGGUGCAGCUGGAGGUGCAGCCAAGACGGUGGUGCUUAAUGGGCACAAGACGUCGGACGCGGCCUCCGAGGGUGCAACGGACGAGCGGAAGGAGAUUUCGGUCAUGAAGAAGCCGCGUCUGGAAAACGGUGUCUAUGCUUGCGAUCUGUGCAACAAGGCCUUUCAGAAGGGCAGCUCUUUGCUCAGGCACAAAUAUGAACACACAGGAAAGCGUCCUCAUGAGUGCCCAGUGUGUAAGAAGGCCUUCAAGCACAAGCACCAUCUGAUCGAGCACUCGCGGCUGCAUUCGGGUGAGAAACCCUACCGGUGCAACAAGUGCGGGAAGCGCUUCUCGCACUCGGGCUCCUACUCGCAGCACAUGAACCACCGCUACUCCUACUGCAAGCCCGACGGCUCCGAUCCUGACUCCAGCCCGGACGCAGAUGCCGCCGAGGUUGCCGCCGCUGUCGUAGCAGGCAGCCCAGACGCCACUCUGGACUCGGACAUAGGUGAGAGCGAAGAGGAUGACGAGGCCAUGUGUGUGGACGACAUCCGGGUCGUCCAGGUGGAUGAUGGCGAGUGCGAGAUCUACGAGGGCAACUUUGAUGAAGACGAAGAAGAUGAGAAUGAGGAUGGAGGUGAAGAAGAAGAGCGUAAAGAAGAGAACGAAAAAAACCUGGACGUAGAUGAGUUUGCAUGCCAGGUGGUGGAGGUGGAGCUGAAUCACGACCAGACACAGGAGUCAGCCGUUGAGGGACAGGAUGGGGGGAAGGUGGACAAGGCAGAGGCGGCCGGUAUCAACCUGGAUCAGAUGGCGGACUGCGCAUAUAAAAGCAUCAGGGACUGGUCGGACAGCGAGGAAUCCUCUGACGACCAAGCUGUGACGGACGCCAAAUAA
Nerophis lumbriciformis (worm pipefish) is the source of this 3249-nucleotide messenger RNA. The record is from RefSeq and is a predicted model, not a curated record. NCBI's taxonomy places the organism in Eukaryota, Metazoa, Chordata, Actinopteri, Syngnathiformes, Syngnathidae.